Messenger RNA from Porites lobata, 10151 nucleotides. NCBI's taxonomy places the organism in Eukaryota, Metazoa, Cnidaria, Anthozoa, Scleractinia, Poritidae. The record is from the annotation of a GenBank genome assembly.
AUGCGUGAUCAAAACAGUAAGUUUUCGCGCAGUUCAUCUCCCGCCUCGCAGAGCGGGACUGGGCCCCGUGCAGCAUCUGUUGAAGCGCUUAAGAUCAUGGGCAACCUUGAAGAGGAGGAGAACAAGCGAGUCAGAUCGGACAGCGGAAAAGCAUGGUUACAAGGCCCUCACUCGCUCUCUCGACAGAGUUGCAGAUUUGAACUGCCAAUGGACAUGCGUGUUCUUGAGCAGCUUUCUCCAUUACAGUACGUGGCUAGGUUCUGUCGCGUUAACAAUCGCCGUAGAACUCUAUUUCGUCAUUACUUUACUAAAAAUGACCGGGAUAGGGAUGGGAAUAUCACAAGAAGAGAGCUUUUGGGUGCUUUUCGUGAUUUAUAUGCACAGUCCAUCAACACAGAGCAAGUAAAUUCUAUUCUUGAUCUGUUAGAUAUCGACCAUUCUGUGCGCACAUUCGAUUUGGAUUCGUUCAUUGCAGUGGCUGCAUUCUCUGAACGAUACUUGUACUACUGCUAUAGUUUGGCAGUGCAAGAUGAAAGCGAGAAACGAACGGUUUUAGAAGAAACUGACUUUUGCGCUUUGAGUUGGAAACUUGAAGGCUGUAAAAUAAGUGCCAAAUUGAAGAAAGUUCUUGAAGUUCUGUAGACAUAGUUAGCGCGGUCUGUGGCUUCUCAACUCGGCGGGGAACUUCAAUUUGACGGGGCUUGGACUUUCGUUUAAAAAUUGGAAUUAAUUAACCCAGAGGGAGACGAGAACUAGGGGUGGUUCAAGCUAUAUUCGAUCUCCCAAAAGGGUAGUUCCAUUCUAAAAAGGGAAACUCCCUACAGCACGACCGCGUUUUCUUUAAUUCUUAAAUCGUUCACAACUCCCUAAGCGGAUAUUUGCAUUGACAUGAAAAGAAUUGUCGUUUCACUUCUGAACACCCUAAGUCGUGAUACUAAAAUCUGUCUGAAAAACAAGGCAAUGAGCUGCCGGACUUCUUACGGUUCUGGCGACGCCAUUAAUAAAAAAAAGCAGAAAUGUCGUAUUUUGUUUUACCCCUCAAUACUUUUGACUCAAAUGUCUUAUCCAGUCGUUAACAUUAACGCUCCCCCAUCUUUAAUAGCCCUCACGACCUGCUGUAAGCCUUGUAAAAUCGUAAGUACUGUCGAAGCUCUUUUGCCUGACACUCUCAUAAGGCAACAGACAGACUUAGCCGUUUGAACUUGCGCAACUUUCUCAUGAAGUGGAGAUUUAAAUUCUGUAAAACGGGGCCCUCCGAUGUCUCAGAUAUGAUCAGGGUCAGUAACUGACAAAAAAAUGGAAAAAACAACGGGAGCGAGUCUGCUCACUAAUUUGGGGGUCUUCUACCAUGUGACAUAAACAACGUUAUUUAAGUGUAAAUAAAAUGUUUGCAGUCUGAUAUAUACCUCUAAUUGAGGUCACUUAUUAUCAUACUAAAAUUAACAAAAUCUUGUUGUUGUUGUUGUACAGGCGUACAAAAUUGCUCAAACAUAGGCUCGAUUACCACCCGGCAAGACUGCCAGACCCGCACCAGUUCCCUGGGUACCAGAGGACUUUUUGUCGCGUGCGCAGGCUGAUGCCUAAUCUGAGAUCAGCACGUUAGAGAGAAUGCAUGCAUGGAAGCUGCUAAAAUUGGGCCUGAUCUCAAGUUAGCCGAUGCCACGAGCGCUGACCGCAACCGGAAACCGCUCAUGAAAAAUCUCUGCCUGCUAGACUGUGAGCAGUAUCUCUUUUUCUUCAGAUUUACAGUAAGGGGAGUGCACGCGCGUGCGAGCGCGGCACUCGCGCCUUCAGUCACGCGCGUGGUCAUUUACGUGUCUCGGGCGUUUUGCUCGACGGACCAAGAAAAAAGAGAGACUGCUCGUAGUCUAUCUGCCUGCUGGCAGCCAUGAUAUGAGCCAAGAGAGAAUGAGUUGAUGUUAUGUUUACUUAUACACCUCUCUGAAAGAAAAAUGUCUAAAAUUAGCCUCCCCGCAGACGUCCUUUGGGGUUCGUUUGUCACGCAUUCAUCAGUCUCGACAAGCGAACCCCAAAGGACGUCUGAGGGUAGGCUAGUCUAAUCGCAAAAAGUAGUUUCAGCAAAAUGUACAAAUCGCCCUUUCACAAACUUUAAUUCCCGCAAAUUGAAGGACACUUUCUUGGCGUACUGGUCAUUCUCAUUAUAAAUCAUGAAUGAACUGAACAAAUAAGACUAAAAAUAGAACAGCAAGAUUCACUAAAAAUAUACUUUCAAUACGCCCUUUUAGAAUAGUGAAAGUUAUUUUUACUCCCUGACGAUCGGGUGUCCUUGUUUCUCGUGUUAAGUUUUGCCGACGGAAAACUCGAAAUCGUAGAUCGUAUCUCCUAUUUUAAGAGGCCGACCAUUUGACUUUUACGCUUUUACGGGGGUUGGGGAAUUUGGUAAUAAUUUUUCCCCGGUUUUUCCCCUGACACACAAAGCCAUUGUAUGGCAAGUAUUCCUUGCAAGAUUUUUUUUCGCUCGAAAUCGUCUGCAGGAUAUUUUUUUGUGAAAUCACUAUACCCCCGCUCAAAGUCAAAUGGUCGAUAUCGUUGAGGUGGUUGAGGACAAAUGGGGGGAAUUGGGUAGUUCGGGUAGGUCAGGAAACAGUGAAAUCCAAGUCCUUUUCGGGGCUUUCCCGACACAUGAAAACUGGGUGUCAAUGAAACUGAAAGUCGAAAAGCCCCCGCAACGGCUCAAAAAAUUCCCGGACUUUUCCCGGAAGUAGAUAUGCCUAACGCGUAGGCCUGGUUCAAAACUGCAGUACUUCGCAUGCGUGUUACUUCAUCAAAUUUCCCAGUGUACUUCCUGUAAUUCGUGCAGUGAGGAGUUUACUGAUGUACUGUUUGUGAUUUUCUGUCUUUGCACCAGUUGGGGAAACUCUAGAAUGUCUAAUAUUGCUAUUAAAAGGGUUCAGAGAGAAUUUAAAGAGAUAAUUGGUGCUUCUGCAAACGGCGAGGUAGGUGAAUUUUCUUGUUUCUUUGGCAAUGCUAACUUGCAAUAAUGUAAACUUGUUUUCCCACAUCUAUUUAAGCUUAAUUUAGCUUACUAAGAAUGGGUUUUAUACUCGUCAUUCGAAGUAAGUAUUGCACCUUCUCAAACUGAACGCUUGCUUAUGUUUUGUUGAGAGUAAAAGAAAAUCAUUUCAACGAAGCUUUCCUCUUUGUAGAUGUUCAAAUGUAAGGUUGAGCUGAUCGAUAACACAUAUACAAGAUUACGAGGCGAAAUAUCAGGGCCUCCCGACACACCAUUUGAAGGUAACUUAUCGUUAAAUAUUUCAUUAAAGGCUUGUUUAACUUAGAUUUUUUAACAUGUACGUUUUGACAAACCGAAGGGUCUCAACCUUAUUAAAUUUUGGCCCAAAAGCAUUUGUCUUUGAAACCAAAAUGUACAAGGCUGUGUUUGCAUUGGUAACCUGGCAUUUUUUAGUACGCUCUAACCACAGAAAAACCACUACUAUUCAUUCAAAAUAAUUCGCAGUUUCUUAGUGGCUCAAGGUUACCUGCAAACUACUAACCAAAAUGAGGAGUAACGCGUUUUGCAUUAAAUAAGAUUAUUGGACAAAUAAUGACAUUACAGAAAGCAUGACAUCCCAGUGCAGAGCCUCAGAAAGUGAAUGGAAGAUUUCAAAUGAUUAGCAUAAAUGAAUAAGCCAAAUUGUUGAAGCAAAAAGAUGGAAAAAUUGCCCCCAAAAAACCCCUGUUGGCUGUUGAUUGCUUUAUGAUGAAUUUUGUAAAAAGAAAACUGCCUUUUUGACAGGUGAUCAACAGGAUAAGAUUAUUAGAAGAGGGUAGAGGAGUAGUAUAUUCAAGGUUUUGCUACCCGGCAAUAUAGCCAUCUCUUGUUGUUCCUUAGGCCAUCCCAAUAAAAUGCUUCGUUCCCCAUCCCCCUGUCUCUUGUGAUGGUGGGUCGGUUGGUUGGGCAAAAAAAGAAAAAGAAUGAACACUUGAAGGGGUCUAGGUUCCAGAGAAUGGUGGGAUGCUAAGUAAGAAUGCCUGGUUACAAAGUCAACUCGAAACGUGGUCUUUUCGACUAUCAAAUGUCUAAACAGCCUUUAAAAAACGUAGUAUCGAUGUUAAUUAAAGACAAGGACAUCACAUCAUACCAAUUGUUCUUAAUAAAACAAGAUCGUGUGCUCGUACUUGCUUCUCUGACUAGUUUCUUUGACUACACUGUAGUUAAUCUGGUUUUUUUUUUUACUUUUCGAAAAAAAUGGGUCGGUCGGGCGAUGGGAAAUGAAACAUUUUAUUGGGAUGGCCUUAUUGCCUGGGGUAUUUCAUCAGAAUUUGAGCCCAAAUAUUUUUUACUGAUGACAUAAAUCUGCCCAGAAUUUGGUUAGAAGCUCAUGGUAACAAACAGCAUAAAGAUGGGUUAAAUACUGACAGGGACAUGGCCUACUCGUCAAAAUGCGUAACAACUAUAGUUGAAAAUAAAUUCAGACUAGGGACAUACAGCUGUAUAUACCCCCUCGGCUUUGCCAAGGUUUUCCCUACUAACCUUGCUGGCAUAGGUUUCUUUCUGGCAUGGUUUUUAGUGUGUAAAAAUUCAUAUAUGCUGCUGAUAUCCAUGUUGCUGGGAUAUAAACAAGCCAACUGUGUGAAUAUUAGCCACAUGAACAGCAUCAUACAUGCUAAAAUCAUGCCAGAAAGAACCUGUGGUGGCAGCUGAUUUGUCUACUGGUGUUUGUCUUUAUAUAAUGUCUAAAAGUUCCUCACUUAUUUUUUUUAAUCGUUAACAAAAUCAAACAAUCGACUUUUUUAUGUGAUAGAGGCUGAAAUCUAUGGUUCUUCUUUCUGCUCUCUAAAAUCCCAGGUUAAAGAACUCAACAAUGUGGUUGAUUUUUUUAAAAUCUUUUUUUAGGUGGAAGUUACAAGCUGGAUAUUGUAAUUCCUGAGUCAUAUCCCUUCAACCCACCAAAGGUAUUAACCUCUACUGCGUGAAAGUAAUUAAGUUAAUAUGAAUUAACUUCACAGAACCAGCUUGCCAACCUAGUGGAUAAACCUAUACACCUCAAUUAUAAACAUUUGGAAUCCAUUAAUUUAGAGAGCUAGUGAAUGACUUUAGACUUGUGACUUCUUGUUCAGUGAAUGCUGUGAACAUUGAAAUGCUGUAAUCUGUAGUUUUUUUAUUUACCUUCAUUAAAAGUAUGCUCCAAAGCCUUACGUAAGUUUCAGUAGAGUUCAGUGUUGGUAAUUUGUCUUCUCUAACUUUCGUUUUAUGCAUGUUGGAGUAGACAGGUUUAGCAUCCAUCUGUCGCGUGUGUAGUUUUAAUGCAAUGAUUAUUUGUUUUAUUUUAUUUCUUAAGGUGCAUUUUCUGACUAAAAUCUGGCAUCCAAAUAUUAGUUCAGUGACUGGAGCCAUAUGUUUGGAUAUCUUAAAAGAUCAAUGGUAUGAGGAUUCUGUAAUAAGACAUUGAGUUGAUUUUUUAAUUAUGUGGAGAAUUACUUCAGAUUUGUUGUGCGACAGGAGCUGUGUAGGUGCGAUUUCAAAUUGCCGGCUAAACUAGCUUUGAUUUUAUGCAGAUCUUCUUUUCACAUUUCAUCAAGCUAUAGUCAUUAUCCCUGUUGAGUGGCGGUAUGGUCGAAUCAAUUUUCUUUGUCAUUCCCAUUAAAUGACUAUCUCUACACUUAUUGGAACAAAUUUUUGAUUUUUGUAAAGGCACUAAUGUGUGCUUGUCGUGGUAUUUAUAAUUUUCAUAAGCAUUUUUAUUACUGGGCUUUUAUAAAACAUUCAAACUCUGAAGUUCAAAAGCCGGCGUCACAAUUAUGUUUUUCACUCAGUGCCAUCAAUCAUAAUUAGAUCACAAGCAACGAACCUCGAAACACAGAAACACACAAAACGGAUCAAAAUCCACCAAUCACAAAUCACAAACCAUGACCUUUAGAAACGGUUAAAGUAAACUUCUGUUUCCUAAGAAGUCCGCUAAGAUGAUUGACGGCAGCAAAAAACGCAAACAUAGUUGGCUUUUGAAUUUCAGAAUUUGCGUGUUUAUGUAAAGCGCAGUGACUUCAACUAGUCUUUUUCAAGGAGUUAUUCUUCUCCACUCUGCAAGGCAUUUCUGCUUUGAGGUUUUGAUGUUACUGUAUUUACAAACAAUAAUAUGUACCCAAGGUACAAUAUGUACAUGUUGUGAUUCAAUUUUAUCCUUGGUUUAUAGUUUAUUUUCCUUGGUGUCUGGGUAUGGUAUGAUAAGGAGUUUGAAAGAAAGGAAAAUAAGAUUUGAACCAAGAAUAAAAUCGAACCACAACAUAAAUUAAUGCAGCAAGUAAUGCAGCUACAUUUUAUGUAUAUUAUGCUUUCAGGGCUGCAGCAAUGACACUACGCACUGUUUUGUUGUCAAUACAGGUGGGAUAAGGACUUCUUAUUUUGACAAGUGUAGUAACAUUACAUAAUCUGCAAUAUUGUUAUUUAUUAUUUUAAGGCUGGUAGUUGAUUAUUUUCUUUAUCAUAAACCCAUGUGUAAUACAUCCACUGCAUGUCUAUUAAUGAUUUUGUUACAAAAAGGUAUGGUGAGUCCUGGGACUCAUCUUGUGAAAAGUCAUGAGUCCCGGUCUAGAACCAAUGAGUCCCAGUUUAAAAAUAACAGUGAGUCUGAUGUUGAAAGUGCUUGGGCCUUUAUGUAACCAGACUGGUUAAUCUGAAGAUAGACUCCAAACUCUGUAUCACAGCUAGUAUACAUUGUAUUGAAAAUAGAAUAAUUAUUAUAAUUAUUAUAGCCUUUCUAUUUCAAAGCACAACAAAGGCUAAAAGAAACAUGCAUUGUUAAACAACAGCCAUAACAACUGCCACAGCAAUUAAACGAACAGGAUAUUUCUACAACUAGAAGUUACAGAUUGUAAUGAUAAUGCUGAGAGCAGAUGCUGGGUAGUAGAACAAAUGAACGGAAGCAGUAAAGAUUUUGAUAAUUCCUUUAAUUUAUUUAUUGGGUCAAUUUCCAUCAUUUUAGAAUUAUAACAUUACAAUUUCUUUGUAAUUGUGAGGUGAAAAAUGCAAAUAUUUUGAACAGUAAAUGAAAAUAUGUUAUGUGUAUACUUUUCUGUUUUUCUUUAAUGUGUUAUAUGUAUACUUUUGAACUUUUCUAGGCUUUGUUGUCUGCUGCUGAGCCGGACGACCCACAAGAUGCUGUUGUAGCUCAGCAGGUAAUGUCCAGGAAAAAGAGUAAAAAAAGGGCUUCUGAUGUUGUAUGAAGGUGUGAUUUUGCACAGUCGAUAGAUCUCAAAUUUCAUCCAAUUGUAUUAUCAUCAGAAAUUUCAUAACAAAUGAAAAGUGGAUAAUGUGGACAAAACAGCAAUUUUGUGCCACCAUGAGGCCAUUUACAGCUUACAAAACCUUACAAAUCCUACAUAAUCUCCUAAAAUUUUUAUGCUCUAUGAGAAGGCAUACAGUGAGUAAAGCAUGAGGAGUGGUCACCCUUGUGUCAAGGAAAGAAUCCUAAAUUAAUAUAACCUCACACUUUUGGUAUUAUGGCUCUUGGAAAUUAACUUUCAAGAAAAUUCAACUAAUACAAAAAAUUGCCUGCAUUCACUCAUUUUCACCUCUGUUCUGUGGUCUUUAAAGACAGGUACUUGCCAGAUGGCAUAUUAUUCUACUGUACCUACUGUUGCCCUUUAAAGAGUGUGAAUGUUUUUUCAUUUUUUUUUUCUCCACAGUAUAAAGAAAGUCCUGACAUUUACCGAAGAACUGCCAGACAUUGGGCGGAGGUGUUUGCUGGAGGUAAAAGUAAAUUCAUUUUUAUCCCAAUUUCGUAUUUUGCCAUUACUCAUUCUCCUUUUUGCCAUUUGUUUUAGCUCCUUCUGCGCAUGAUUUCGAUUGUGAACAGAAGAUUUCAAGGUUAACUUCAAUGGGUUUCUCGAAGGUUGGUCCUUAAUACAUGAUUGUACUUAAAUUUAAUGUGCAAAAGAUUACAUGAACUUGUGUCUCUACCAUGAAUAUGAGAACGUGGGACAAAUGUGUAAAUAAAUAGCCGGGAACUAAAUUACCGGUAUUAACACAUUUGAAUACCAUUACAUGUGCAAAAGAUUGUAAGGAGGCUUAACACAGAGGUGGGGGAAGGGGGGAGGGCGGAGGGGUGGGUUAUUUGAAAGGGGGAGCUUAUUAUUUUUAGCAAGGAUGAUGGUAUCAAUUCUCCAUAGAGAUCUUGAACGUAAAGUGGAAAUGCUCAAGUAUAUGAAGUUGGAGGUCAUGCAACCAAGGUUUAUAUUUUUUUUCUGUAAUUUCGUUGUGAUCGAGUAGCUACCCUUGUGGGCGGCCUUCUUGGUUUCAAAUGUAAUGAGUCUUUCUUGGAGAUAAGUAUCAAAUCUACUUAAGGGGAGGGGGACAUUUUUGGAAGAGGCCUCCCUCCCCCACCAUUAUUAACCUCGUUUCCCACCUCGUCGGUACAUUUGUGACCAAGAUGGCCACCCAUAUCGGUUAGCGCUCCAUCUCGACGAUCUUAGGGAAAAAUAGAGGAUUGUGAACAGUCAAGAAAUCAAGGUAAAAAAAUUGUAUGUGUAAGAAGUUGGCGUUAACAUUGUGUUGGGGGGGAGGGGGGUAGGUGGGUAGGAUUCCAGAAACUUCUACUGAUUCUUUGUUUUUCCCACAGAUUCAGAGUCUAGUUGCACUGUCAACAUUUUCCUGGAAUGCAGAAAGAGCUGUUGAAUCUCUACUUAGCAGCUGACAUUAGUUUUUGUUGUGUUGUGUUUAUGGUAUAACUUUGUCAAGUAUUUUUGAUUUAUAACAUCUUUCCGAAUAGCUUAAGGAGGCUAUGUCAUGAUAUUUUAGGAAAGUUCAGCCCUCACCAACACUCAGAGAAUUGAUUAAAAUGCUAAAUGGAAGCAUGGAUGGGCAAAACGGAAAAAAGACUAAUUCAAAUUGUGUUCCGGUAAAAUCGAACAACAACAGCCCCAAUUUUUUCAUGUGUGUCUCAAGUUUUAUGAAAGUGCGAUUGGGCCAAUGGACAAAUGCCCUGCAGAAAUCAUUCUUAUUUGUUAUUUGAUGAUGAUCACGUCUGCACUGAAAGUGUUUCUUUACCAGAUUAUACUUAAGAGCUGAAAGAUGAGAAUUGGCAAAAUUGUUGAAAGUUCCAUGACUUGGCCUCUUUAACAGAAUUAGGUUUUAGGUUCUGUAGAUUGCAUAGGAGCACCGGCUUUAUUUUGGUAGAGAAGUUAUUCACAGUAGAUUAGAUGCAGAAUAAGUCAAUUGUUUGCAAGAAGUUUAGUCUUGUUUCCCAAUCUUCCUCUCUGGAUGAUAUAAUUUCGAAAUCUGAGUACCUUUUGAGGCAGGAUUGAGCAACAAGAACCUCAAUCAGUUUGCAAUGCAAGCUCUACAAGCUAUAGGUCACAAGACUAAACUGAACAAAAACCACUGAGUAUUUGUGGUCCAGUUCUACAUAGAUAUGUAUUGUAUAGCAGAUACCCUUGCAGCGUCAUUAUGGCCAGAGCAAUUUAUUCAACCUUAUGGAAAACUAUAUGUAAGAAAUGGUAAACGCAAAGCGUUCAACCAACGCGUUAUGGAUGCAUGUGUGAGGUUGAUAAGCACGGAAGAAUCAGAAGAGUUGCAACUCUAGCUUCUUAAGUACUUAACCUCCAAGAGCAUCCAUAACUCGAUGGUUUCACAGCUGCGGCGUUAACUAUUUCUUUUAUGACAAUCUUGAGAGAAAAACAUUUCAAUUUGCUUGCGGGAAGCGGGGAGUGACAAAUGUUUGGUCACGUGCAUGCGCUAUUGCGUGUAUAAAUUAUUCUUUGCAAAGGUUUCUCGUUCCAAAAAAUGGAAAAUUUUGUUGAAAGAUUUCUCGUCAGUAAUUGAAAAAAUUGACCAAUUGAAGCGUACGCUUGACUUCAUUGAUGUUACCAAAAGAUCUGAAAUCUUAAUAUUUCAGUGGCUUUGAAGCCUGGCUUUGAAGAAAGUUCUAAAGGCUCCGUAACCCACCCCUGCUGGUAUUUAUCUUAAACAAAAUAUUGCUAGGCCUAAGCCCGUUUAAAACGUCGGACUUCACGUGCCGAAUUUAAUGCUAACAAGGAAAAUCUAUUGUUCUCGCUCAUUUGCAUUAGUUUCGGCACAAAUGAAAUUCGAACUUUGAAAUAAAGGGGCAUUUCUUAUUGGAAAACGGUUAUUUCUUGCUUUGUGAUUUUGGUGCGUGUAGAAUAAAGGUUGAAUUCAAACUGAAAGCGUUAGA